AUGACUCCGUCCAACAGAUUUCAAAAGGGGCGAGUUGAAUGGUGGCCGCGCGCUGGGGGAGGGCAGCCGGCGAACAGCGUCGCUCGACCCCGUGGGCUGGCCAGGGGUCAGGCCGCCAGCGCCGGAAAGCGCAGCACAGAAAAGGGAGGGAAAGGUGGGUCCACGCGACGGCAGUGGGUCUCCUCCACCGAAGCCCCUGAGACUUCCAGAAGCCUUCUGGAAUCUUUCUGGAAGGGUUUGGGCUGCUGGCCUGCUCGCGAUCGCUCGUUGGGUUUUUGGGGGGGGGGGCGGGCCAGGAGGAGCCAGGAGGAGGGGGGAUGCAUGAUCUGUCGCCUUCGCUCCAAUCCACCGAGUCUUCAAUGCUUCUCCCCGGACAUCAAACCGAUCAUGCGCUCCGCUUCAGGCUCUCGAAGCCAAUUAGUCGCUUAG
Coccidioides immitis RS is the source of this 429-nucleotide messenger RNA. RefSeq lists its product as uncharacterized. The record is from RefSeq and is a predicted model, not a curated record. NCBI's taxonomy places the organism in Eukaryota, Fungi, Ascomycota, Eurotiomycetes, Onygenales, Onygenaceae. The transcript is spliced from 2 exons. The coding region runs from base 1 to 429 and encodes 142 amino acids.